Molecule: messenger RNA, 2223 nt
Organism: Ectocarpus siliculosus
Lineage: Eukaryota; Phaeophyceae; Ectocarpales; Ectocarpaceae
Source: the annotation of a GenBank genome assembly
GUCUGUCGGAGAGGUUGUUGCCCCUGCGCGUUGCACGCUGCACACACUGCAUUUUUCCAUCGUAAUUUUGGUAUGGCGCUGCUGCUUCGACGAGUCGGCUUGUGCGCGGCCGUGUCCCUCGGCCUUGCGCAAGCGUUCCUGCCGUCUGCAAGCCUUCCCAGCUCUUCUUCCUCGAAACAACACGGUCCCAGUUCAAGGUCCUCUGUUGCAGGCGGCCGCAGCAGCAGUCAUGUUCGAGGUGGUGCUCGCUCUGUGGGUCGCGCCAGCAACGCGGGAACGGUCAUGAGCGGGGGGGAGAACGAUCUGUACGUCGUCGGAGCUGGCUACCUUGGCAAGAUCAUCGGGGAGAAGUGGGGCUCGAAGCAUCCCGAGGCGAAGAUGUACGGUGAGACCCGCUCGUACACGCGGCACGAGACCUUCAUGCCGCCGGGGAUGACCCACGUCAUGCGAAAGAACAGGGAGGAGGAGGGGGUCAAGUGCCCCAACGUGGUGUUCUGUGCCAACCCCGGCGGAAACAAGGACUACGCGCGAGAAGUUUUCACGGCCAUGGAGGAUGUGUGGGACGGAACGGGGAUGUUCGUAUUCACGUCCUCGGGCAGCGUGUACGGGGAGAAGGACGGAGGAGUAGUCACCGAAGACUCGCCCAUAGACGAAGCCAAAGUUAACUCGCCGCUCAGAAUCGCCGAGUUGGUGACCUUGGACGGCGGCGGCUGCGUAGUGAGAUUAGCCGGCCUCUACUCCGCGGAGAGGGGGCCACACUCUGUCUGGCUGAAAGAGAAAAGGGGGAAGAUCAACCUGGUGUCCUACAAGGACGCCGCUUCGGCGGUGGUGGCGGCUCUCCAGGCGGGGAUCAACCAGAUCAAGGACGUGGACGGCGCUCCGGGGGUGAAGGGCAAGGUCUUCCUCGCCGCGGACCACUCCCCCACGACGCGGCGCAAGAUCUGCAAGGUGGCCCUGGAGCACCCGAUCUACUUCCGCAGGUCCAUGCCCAAGUUCACGCAGGACGCCACGCCGCCCGAGUUCGCGGUGACAGGAGCCAGGAAGGUGUACGACUCGAGCGCGACCAGGAGAGUGCUGGGGUGGGAGCCCGAGUUCCCUUCCAUCGAGGAGUACUUUAGGAUAGAGCUGGAGGAGCUGGAGGAGAGCGAGAGGCGGGCCGAGGAGAAGGCGGCCGCGGAGAAAACGGCGGCACUGCCGGAGUGAAUUUGAGUGUUUGGCCGGUCGGUUUUCGCGUCCCCGUGUUGGUUUGGUUGUUCUUUUGUUUCGUAGGCAGGUCAUAACCCGGCUGCGCCGUCUCUUUUUUUUUUCGCUCGGCGCCUGCCUUGAAAUUCGUCAACAAUAAGAAACGCCGAGGUGGCGAAAAUAGCGCUCUAUUGCUGCUGCUGCUGCUGUUGCUGCUGCUGUUGCAAGAUGUUGAUCUCGUCGUCUCGCUGCUGUACCUCGUUCUCAAGGCGUUUCGAUGUUGAGGGGUGCGGGAGGAUUUUUAGCGUGUAGUUGUACGGGCGUGCGCCUAUGACGAGCCGUUUCUCCGGCACACGCACACACCUCAACGCACAGCGGCUGCUGGUCUUCUUCUUCCUUCCGAGCUGGUGUGGUGCCCACGCCCCGUCUGUGUAGGUUUCGUGUGUACAAGUGUUGCAUUUUCCUCCCCUCCCAUUGAGGUGUUGUUGUGGUUAAUGUGUAACGGCAGCGCUAAAGCACGUCAGGUAGCAUUGGCCUCCAUUUCGUUCGCCUUGUGCGUCGGCUUGUGCUGGUGCGACCGGCGGGCGAAACAAAUCACACGAAAGAGUUGCGUGUUUUUUUUCUUUGUACGCGUGCUUUUUUUUUCUGUACCAAGAAGUACCGUAUCUAGCAGCGGGAUAUACUCUACCCCUGCUCUUUGGGCGCUUUACUUUUGUUGUGUGUUGGCUCAUGUCGUACGGGGUAAUUUUGCUUGGGAGUGAAUACCGUUUGUUUGUGUGCGUGCAUUUGAUUGAGUCCUCGCCCUAGAUGCCGCUAUACAAGUCUGAGGAACAAUUAGGCCAUCCUGGCGGAGGACGGUAGCAUUAAUUGUUGUGAGCAUCCAAGUGGUGAAUAAUCAUGCCCAGGCGUAUGCAUGUCAUUGGCAAAGUGACCGUACAUUAUCCAGCUACUGUAGAGCAACAGAUGGCGACGUCCCUUCCAAUAAUGCAACUGCUGUGAUUAAUAAAAGAGCAGUCGAUGUAUUUGUUUUUUUGUGCAUCC